AUGUCUGUUUCCUCUGUAAGCUCAGAUUAUGACGAUGGUUUCGGUGCUACCGAGAAUGAAAAUGAAGAUGUGGAUUUUUACGGAAUUUUGAAUGUUCCGAGAAAUGCCUCCUUAGAUGAAAUCAACAAAGCGUACCGACAGAAAUGCAAAAUUUUUCAUCCUGAUCGUCAUAUUGCUGAUGAGGACAAAAAAGCCGCUGAGAAACACUUUGUAUGGCUUCGAAAGGCACACGAAACGCUGUCUAAUCAAAGGCUUCGAACAAUUUAUGAUACAGUUGGUGUUAAAGGGUUGGAGCUGCAGGGAUGGGAGUUGAUUUCAAAGUCAUGUACGAGUGAAAAUAUUAGAAGGGAAUACGAAUUUCUUAGGAAACUAAGAGAUGCGGAAAUUAUGUUACAGAAAGUUCAUCCAACAUCAACCUUCGCUUGCAAAACUUCCCUUAUUGGAGUUUUCUCCAGAGAUCCUGCGGAGAGGUCUCCUCCUCAGUUUAUUGGGGCUACUCAAAUGCAAAGCGUUGAGUGCACUAUAAGUGAAACUGAUAAAAUCGGUUUACUAGGACGAGUUAAAAUGAACAAUGGAAAAGGAGACGGUAGCGUCACAAUGCAUUGGGCUAGGUCUAUUCCGUCGCUCAGUGUAUUCGAAACCGCUCUGACGCUGGCACCUGGGAAUUUUUCACUAACAGGGAAAAUUGCAAAGAAUUUUUUUUCGCGAGCAGUGGUAGUUUUUCAACCGUCAUUACUGUUCUUUCCUCUUCAAGGUGUAGUGGCUCCAAGUUGUUCAUUAGCUUAUACCAUGCGUUUAACUGCUGCUUGGCAAGGAACAAUGGCUUUUCAGUUUGGCUCUCAGAAGGCGUUGGUAACUUCUAUAAUAAAAGCUGAAGAAAAUUUACCAAAAUUCCUAUUUGCCUUGACUCUCUCAGGUCAAAAUUCUAACAUUCGUACGUCCUAUACGUGGCGAAUGCCUGAAAAAGAGUCGUUCUGUGAAGCAUCAUGUAUUUUUGGUCUCUUUGGCGCGUCUCCGUCUAUUGCUUUCGAACAGCGUCUUUCACGUUAUUCGCGAGUCGGGUGCAGUCUUUCAUUAACGGUUCCCAUGUGCCUUCUUAACGGAAAAUUCAAGAUUAAAACUGGAAAUUCAAUUUUUGAGUGGCAGUUUGCUCUGUGUGACAACAAAGACGAUCUUUCUCGGUCAGUCGUUUUUGGUGUUAUCAUACCGUUUGUAACAUUCACUAUUUUAAAAGCAGUAUUCCGUGGAACGUAUGAGCGUCUUAUGUCGCUCUUGGAAGAUCGUACUGAAGAAAGAUUGGUGGAUAGUGUGAAACGAGAAGAUGCAAAGAAUAUUGUCAAUUUAAUGAGACGUACUGCUGAACGUAUAACGCGUGAAGAAGAAGCUCAGAACGGUUUGGUGAUUGUGGAAGCAAAAUACGGUGAAAUGAUUGGUGAAGGACGUAUUGCAGCGUUAUACCCUUUGUUAGGCGACAGAACAGUUGAUGUUACCAUCCCCCUCCAAGCGAUGGUUAACAACUCUCAGUUGCGUAUUUACUCCGUUAAGAGUCAGCUGCCCGGUUUCUACGAUCCCUGUCCCAUGGAUCCAAAGAUGUUACGAGUUGUUUAUAAGUAUCGCGGCCACAUGCAUACGGUGUCUGUCGCAGAUGAAAUGGCUCUUCAAAUACCGAUGUCAUUCCAGCAUGGGAACGGUGAAAUUGAGGGUUAG
Messenger RNA from Enterobius vermicularis (human pinworm), 1707 nucleotides. The record is from the annotation of a GenBank genome assembly. Lineage: Eukaryota; Metazoa; Nematoda; Chromadorea; Rhabditida; Oxyuridae.